Homalodisca vitripennis (glassy-winged sharpshooter) is the source of this 669-nucleotide messenger RNA. It is a transcript of the gene Cox17, whose product is annotated as cytochrome c oxidase copper chaperone. Bases 229 to 441 code for a protein of 70 amino acids. Gene Ontology annotation, molecular function: copper ion binding; copper chaperone activity. The transcript is spliced from 2 exons. Gene Ontology annotation, cellular component: mitochondrial intermembrane space. The record is from RefSeq and is a predicted model, not a curated record. Gene Ontology annotation, biological process: mitochondrial respiratory chain complex IV assembly. Lineage: Eukaryota; Metazoa; Arthropoda; Insecta; Hemiptera; Cicadellidae.
UAGUGUCACUGCGUACUUGCAAAUAAGCAGACGACAGUUAGUUCAAGAUUACUGUCUGUUGUAUUGUCUGUAUCAUUGUUUUUCGUAUAUUUUGUACAGUGUUAAAACUUGGUGUAAUAGUAAAAAAAACAGCUUUGAAUCUUUUAUUGCAUCAGGUCUUAGUUGUCAUUGGAACAGAAAACGGUGUACUUAAGGAACUAUUAAAAUACUGAAAGUUAAACUUGAAUAAUGUUUUCAAUGAAUAUGAUUGCUUCUGCAGAAGCACAAACCAUUUUAAGUGGUAGCCGUCCAACAGAGAAGAAAAAACUCAAGCCCUGUUGUGUUUGUAAAGAAACGAAGAAAGCAAGGGAUUUAUGUGUAUUGGAGAAUGGGGAGAUCAACUGUAGCAGCUACAUUGAAGCUCACAAAGCUUGCAUGAGGAGUAUGGGGUUCAAUAUCUAAUCUUUCCCCCCACAAUUGUGAUCUGGCUUUUAUUUCUGUAAAAAUUAUUUAAUAUUAGCUAAAUUUGAAGUGUAUUAUUUUGAUUUAAGUUUAAUAAUGUAUACAAAGUUAACUCUUAGUUUGCUGAAAAUUGUUACUCUAAGGUUCAACAUUACUGUGUUAAAUAGAUGUAAAUAGAUUGUGUGUUAAGUCCUUACAGUUAUUUAAUUACAGUUGAUGUAGUAAAAA